Messenger RNA from Humulus lupulus (European hop), 957 nucleotides. RefSeq lists its product as uncharacterized. The transcript is spliced from 3 exons. Bases 1 to 957 code for a protein of 318 amino acids. The record is from RefSeq and is a predicted model, not a curated record. Lineage: Eukaryota; Viridiplantae; Streptophyta; Magnoliopsida; Rosales; Cannabaceae.
AUGUUUCUAUGGAUAGUUACACACAACCAACGAGUUAGAACUGUGGCUGAAAGAUAUCAACAUUCAGGAGAAACUGUUUGUCGUCAGUUUGGUAGAGUGCUAGAUGCAUUGUGUUAUUUAGGAAAUGAAGUAAUAAGGCCUCUUGACUUUAACACUGUGCAAGCAGAAAUUCAAAAUAAUUCAAAGUAUUUCCCAUGGUUUAAGGAUUGUGUUGGAGAAAUUGAUGGUACUCAUGUAAGUGCAGUUGCACCAACUCUAAAACAACUUGCAUUUAGAGGAAGAAAAGUAGAUGUAACACAAAAUGUAAUGGCUGCAUGCUCCUUUAAUAUGAUGUUUACUUAUGUCUACGCUGGAUGGGAAGGAACAACCAAUGAUUCCCGAGUGCUUCUUGAUGCAAUGAGAAAAUAUGAUAACUUCCCUAUGCGACCACAAGGAAAAUACUAUGUUGUUGAUUCUGGUUAUCCAAAUAUGCAUGGGUUUCUAGCACCAUAUCGUGGUGAACAUUAUCACUUGCGUCGUUUUAGAGGAAGAGGGAACCAUCCUAGAGGUGCGAUGGAGUUAUUCAAUUAUAGACACUCAUCAUUGCGUAAUGUGACUGAACGUUGUUUUGGACUUCUAAAAGCUAGGUUUCCAAUUUUGAAGUCAAUGCCUCCAUACUUGCUUGGAAAGCAACGUCGAAUACCAAUAGCAUGUUGUGCUAUCCACAACUGGAUUAGAAUGCAUUCUAUUAAUGAUGAAAUGUUUGAACAAUAUUCAGUUGAUGCCAGAACUGUAGAAGAUAUUGAAGGAACUGAAAGCCAAUCUAAUACAACAACUGAAAACCAACAAGAAGGAGAUGAAGCAGGAAUUUCCGAGACACCAGAGUUGGAUUUCAGUCAAGCUUAUAUGGCCCAGAUGGAAAAUGUUAGAGAUGACAUUGCUGGACAAAUGUGGCUUAGUUAUAACAACAAUACUUAA